GAAUGAUUCGGAUUAAAGAAAUGAUGGACGGUACAUAGUUUUCAGAACAAGAAUCUCAAUGGAUUUUAAUUAUAAAAAACAAAAACGAAAUGGGUCCAUUUUGACACCUCAUUAGGCCCUUUUAAUGUCAUAAUAAAACAUCAUAAAUCCAUAUGUUCGCAUAAGCAGCUUCCACUAUUCUUCUCCUUCAUCAAUCAUUGUCUCUCCCAUGACAUAUACCCAUGGAGGUUUCUGCAACAUCCGUGGCCGCAAAACCAGAAGAUAUUCAUAACCCAUCUUCCAUAACCACGCCCUCGAGAGAAGAGGAGAGUCAAAGGCCACAGAUCUUGACUCAGACAAGAUCUGAUCAUCUCUCAAAUCCUUACCCGACAACGUUUGUUCAAGCAGAUACUUCCACUUUCAAACAGGUUGUCCAGAUUCUCACAGGCUCGUCGGGAACCACCGCAAAGAAUCAAGAACCGCCGCCGUUCUCGAUCCCUCCGAUCAAGAACACCAAAAGCUUCAAGCUUUACGAGAGAAGACAGAACACAAACAACAAGAACAGCAUGUUCAUGAUCAACACGUUGAGGAUCCAUAGUCACAGCCCGAGAUUCUCUCCGAGGAACCCGGAGAUUCUUCUGUCUCCAAGUACGCUUGACUUUCCGAAGCUAGGGCUUAACAGUCCAGUUACGCCUCUGAGAAACGGUGACCCCUUCGACAAGGCAUCUCCCCUUUCGUCGUGCUCGUCUGAGGAAGAAAAAGCCAUUGCUGAAAAAGGGUUUUACCUUCACCCAUCUCCCGUUUCAACUCCACGACAUUCUGAGCCUCAGCUUCUGUCUCUUUUCCCGGUGACUUCGCCUAAACUGUCUUCUGAUCCAUAUAAUAAACCCUAGUGACCAAUCAAUAUAUUAUAUGAUCUCUGAUUUGGUUAAAUGUAUAAUAUAUGCAUUAAAAAAAGAUGUAUAAUAUAUGGCAAUAUGGCACAAUAGAUGUGUCUUUGAUUGUCCUAUGGAUUUUAGACGAUGCUUACAAACAUAAUCA
Molecule: messenger RNA, 1020 nt
Organism: Tarenaya hassleriana
Lineage: Eukaryota; Viridiplantae; Streptophyta; Magnoliopsida; Brassicales; Cleomaceae
Product: VQ motif-containing protein 33-like
Exons: 1
Coding region: 222-872 (216 amino acids)
Source: RefSeq, a predicted model, not a curated record